AUGGAGACGGUUGCAUCUACUCGCAUUCAGCUCCUGCAUCGCCUGAAGUGGCCCAAGCGGCCAUCGAUGCGUGGUCGACAGACAUCAAAGCGAAUCCGCCGAGAGAGGUCACCGAGGCUGCCCCGUCUUCUGAGGCUUCAUCCGAAGAGCCACGCCGGAAGUCAGUGUCUAGGACCACAUCCUGCACAAGGCCUCGUGCCCCGAAACCCGCAGCAGGUCGACCAGCUUCGUCGAGAGUGUCACGUGCCCAAUCCUCGAAGCAAAAGCCUACUCUGCCGCAAAUGGCUUUUUUGGGCAUUCCACCGGACCUUGGCUGCGGAGGCAAAGAUCGGCCUUUGUCAGGAGGGAUAG
Symbiodinium sp. CCMP2592 is the source of this 351-nucleotide messenger RNA. NCBI's taxonomy places the organism in Eukaryota, Dinophyceae, Suessiales, Symbiodiniaceae. The record is from the annotation of a GenBank genome assembly.